AUGAUGCGACACGACGGAAGGCGGCGAUGCGAGGCGGCAGCUGACGAAGACGAAGAUAUGUGUUUGUGGACGGAGGCGAGGCGUCGAGCCGGAUUACAGUUACGAGGUGGAGGACGGAGACGAGCAGUUGUGCUGGCUACGAGGAGGCGGACAGUGGCGACCCGACGCGACGACAACGGCGGUCCGGAGACAGCUGCGUGUUGUGUAUCCUCAGCCGUUCUGCCGCCGGCGGCGGGCCUCCGCCCUGCUGCACCGUCCCAGCUUAUCAUCUCACCGGUGAUGAAGCCUAUGAGCCAUCGCCGACCGCCUGACUCAUGGAGAGUUCUCAGCGGCGGCCGGAAGUUUCAUGAGCAACGAGCAUCGCCUAGUCUGCACACGUUUUAUCGACAAAACAUUGACUUUUUAGACGUCGACUUCUACGUCGAAUUCGACAGCCUCCGGCGGCGGUGUUUCAGCGGCUCCGACGGCGGCGACGGUUGA
Messenger RNA from Striga asiatica, 480 nucleotides. NCBI's taxonomy places the organism in Eukaryota, Viridiplantae, Streptophyta, Magnoliopsida, Lamiales, Orobanchaceae. The record is from the annotation of a GenBank genome assembly.